Messenger RNA from Ochotona curzoniae (black-lipped pika), 2181 nucleotides. It is a transcript of the gene SNAP23, whose product is annotated as synaptosome associated protein 23. Gene Ontology annotation, biological process: exocytosis; centrosome cycle; synaptic vesicle priming. NCBI's taxonomy places the organism in Eukaryota, Metazoa, Chordata, Mammalia, Lagomorpha, Ochotonidae. The transcript has 12 exons. Bases 145 to 1194 code for a protein of 349 amino acids. The record is from RefSeq and is a predicted model, not a curated record. Gene Ontology annotation, molecular function: syntaxin-1 binding; SNAP receptor activity. Gene Ontology annotation, cellular component: plasma membrane; mitotic spindle microtubule; synaptobrevin 2-SNAP-25-syntaxin-1a-complexin I complex.
AGCGCGCGCAGGCGCGACCAGGGCGCAGCUCCAAGUCCAGAGCUGGAGAGUCCGAACAGCUGCCGCGGCCAGAGAGACCAGUGGUCGGGAGGAGCUUGAAUAUCCUCAUUUCCAUUCCUACUCCUGAGAAAGUUUUGAGUCAUCAUGGAUAAUCUGACGUCUGAAGAAAUUCAGCUGAAGGCUCACCAGGUUACUGAUGAGUCUCUGGAAAGUACAAGAAGAAUCCUGGGUCUAGCCAUUGAGUCUCAGGAUGCAGGAAUCAAGACCAUCACAAUGCUGGAUGAACAAGGAGAGCAAUUAAACCGCAUAGAAGAAGGCAUGGACCAAAUAAAUAAAGACAUGAGGGAGGCAGAGAAGACUUUAACAGAACUCAACAAAUGCUGUGGCCUUUGUGUCUGCCCAUGUAAUAGGACAAAGAACUUUGAGUCUAGUAAGGCCUACAAGAGCACAUGGGGAGAGAGCGGAGAGAGGUCACCUGAUGGUGUGGUGUCGAAGCAGCCAGGCCGGGUGACCAACGGUCAGCCUCAGCAGCCAAGCACUGGGGCUGCCAGCGGGGGAUACAUUAAACGUAUCACUAAUGAUGCCAGAGAAGAUGAAAUGGAGGAGAACCUGACUCAAGUGGGAAGUAUCCUGGGAAAUCUAAAGAACAUGGAGAUGUUAAACAUAUCUAAGAAAACAGACCCUUGCUUUGUGAACUUCUCUAGACUGCAGAAGAUCACAAAUCUUCAAGCUGAAAUCUACCAGAAAAACUUGGAAAUUGAGCUGUUAGAAUUAGAAAAAGAUACAGCAGAUAUUGUCCAUCCUUCGUUUUUGGCUGAGAAGUGUCACUCUCUGCAAAGCAUGAAUAAUCAUUUGGAAGCAGUACUAAAAGAGAAGAGAUCUCUAAGGCAAAGACUGUUGAAACCCAUGUGCCAGGAAAACUUACCUAUUGAAGCUGUUUACCACAGGUCCAUGGUACAUUUGAUGGAGUUAGCUGUGACUUUCAUUGAGAAACUAGAAACCCAUAUUGAAACAAUUAGAAAUAUCCCUCGUGUAGAUGCAAAUCUAAAGAAAAUGAGCCAGGCUUUAGCGAAGAUGGAUAUUUUGGUGACUGAGACAGAACAACUGGCAGAGAAUAUCCUCAAAUGGCGAGAACAACAAAGGGAAAUUUCUUUGAGUAUUCCCAGAAUAUUAGCUGAAGAAAAUCAUCUUUAGAAACAUGACCUCAUGAUGCCUUCUUCACUUUUAAUUUCUAAUGUCCAUGGCCAAACUACUAAUGCCAAGUGAUCUUCAGCUUUACUUUUGCCUAGUUCCAUGAAGUCACAUGAAGCUGAAUUUAUAGGCUUUGCUGCUGACAAGAUGGGAGGAGUCCUUUUUAUCUUGAAGUACCAAGAUUUCAGGUUCAUGAGAACCAAAUCAACUUUUCCUUUGUUUUUCAUAAUUUCCAUCCUGUGCUUCUGUAAAGCUACUGCAAAAUCAAAUGUUGCCUGAUGAUUUAAUGACCACAAGUGAAUUAACCAUCUCUCAGAGGCUAGGUUUUCUGUUACAUCUUUUUAGAAAAAUGAAUGUAUCUGAGUUGGAAGUUUUCUUUGAGUCUGAAAAUGUUUACGAUGAUUAUUCCUUACAGGGUGGUCGCCUAAUGUGCAGAAUAAACAGCAGUAGGCAUAGUCCCUUUGUUGGGGGAAUGAAGCAUGUCCGCUGUGAUUCCCCUGUUGGAGGACCUUCGUUUUUCCCAACUUCAUCCCAAGUACCUUUUCUGUUUGCUGUUUUGUUUCUUGUGUGAAUCCUAGUAGCAAGCCAUUCAGUGGCAGCCUUAGGAAUGUGCAAAAAAAGGUUUGAAACAAAUGAAGGAAAAGGCACAUUGUGGUAAAGGUUUAAAGGUUUGCAUUGAGCAAUGCUGACUAUUUUCAGAUGUUUGUGCACACCAUGUAGUAGCAUAUCAACUUAGACUGCAGCCUGUGAAGCCGGCAUCCAUAUGGGCCUGGAUCUGCUUCCUAUCCAGCUCACUCUCACUGCUGAUGUACCUGGUAGGACAGUAGAAGAUGGCCCAUGUGCUUGGGCUCCUGCUACUAGUGUGGAAGACCUGGUCCAUCCAUGGCUGUUGCAGCUUUGUGGAGAGUGAUUGGGUAUAUGGAAUAUCUGUUUUCCCCUCCCCUCUUUGUAACUAAAUGUACCUUUCAAAUAAAUAAUAAUAAUAAUAAA